This is a messenger RNA of Salvelinus namaycush (lake trout), 1547 nucleotides long. RefSeq lists its product as uncharacterized. Lineage: Eukaryota; Metazoa; Chordata; Actinopteri; Salmoniformes; Salmonidae. The coding region runs from base 237 to 887 and encodes 216 amino acids. The transcript is spliced from 5 exons. The record is from RefSeq and is a predicted model, not a curated record.
UGGAACGGACAACGAGUGAGAGACAUUGGGAGAGUAGCUAGCUAGCUAACGUUAGCAUGCUAACCACCUAACGGAGUGUAGCUAUCUUGCCAUUGCCUGCAUUGUCGUUGUUGCCACGUGAGUAGGACAAUAUGAGUCGAGAGAGGGAAACGUUGGAUGAAAUCGAACAGAGUUUAUGGACUUUAACUGAGGACAAUUUACGGCACCUGUGUGUAGUUGUGGAAUAGGAGGUGUAGAUGACUGAAGUAAAAGGAAAGAGACAUCGCGCUUUGCGGCGCAAAUUGAUGGAAGAUUACUGUGAGAAGGAAGAUUUAAUGGAAUCAGAGGAUGAGGGAGUGUCUUGCCUGCUUCAACUGAAAGACGAAAUCAAAGGAAUAUCGGACUCUGAGGAUACUGUGAAAGUCUGCCUUACAAAUCCCAACCAGUCGGCGCCACGAGGUCGUUUGGACUCCGCCCAGGUCUCAGUGUCCUGUCAAGCGCCUUUGGAGGGGAGGCGGUAUCACAUCACCAAGGAGCAGCUUGAGUUCCUCAUAGAUUGUCAUAUGACCAUCAGACAAAUGGCAGAUGUUCUCAAUGUGUCGCACUCUGUGGUCAAGUUGCGCAUGAGGUGUAACAUUGUUAUCCAUGGUGCUGUGGAUGGUUACAGCAGACUUGUUGUGUUUCUGAAGGCCUCUGACAACAACAGGACCGCCACAGUCAUGGAGUCAUUCGAAGCAGCCAUCACCAGCUACGGAGUACCAUCCCAGACCCAGCUGUGCCUGCCCCUCCACAUCCUGGAGGAGAGAGGGCUCCCCCUGGUGGCCGGGACGGUACGUGCGCUCCUGGAGCUGGCCCUGCCCAAAUACACAACCUCCCCUGCCACCACCACUAACCCUCUGGCCAUGUAGGGCAGCAGAGUUCCACACUCACUCAUAGAUGGACAGAUACAGGACCCACCCUCUCGCUCUCCGAAUGUACGUUAUAUGGCUUUCCGUCUCGACCACCCCCCACUUCCCCUCAACCCCCUCCCCCUCAACCAUACAGGGUCACCCAGCCUUCCCAGACAGGUCUUCCCCAAUUAAGAGAGAAGAGGGAGCACGAGUACGUCAAAGAAAGGGAUGACUGUCUCUUCCUCUGUGUCCUCACACAGACUGCUUACGACUUGCAGCCUCUAAAGACUGACGGACGAACAGAUGGACAACCGAGAUUGUCCCAGACAAACAGUCAGUUGGACGGCGAGUAAGAGUGUUUUUUUAUUUUCUAUUAUUAGUCAUUUGACUUCUCUCUCCAUCCUCCUCUUAUCUAUGUUCAGUAGGGGUUGUUUUAUUUUCUAUUAUUAUUUCAUCUUAUUUUUCAUAUUCCUUUUACUUUCACAUGUUAGAUCCUUGCAUGUCAGAGGGGUUGGGUGGGUGUAUGGGGAAGGGUUAGGAGACUAGGAAGUUGUCGGUUGCAUAAGUAACCUUUUAAGGUCAUGUGCUACAAAGAGCAACAAUAACGGUGGUGGUCUGUCGUCAUGGGAACAUUGAUGCUGCCAACACUUAAAAUGGCUGUUAUUAAAUGAACCCGUC